AUGGUCAUCUACGCUAUAAUUGUUAUAUUUUCCAUAUCUUUUCAGUCGUGUGAAGCAAACGGUAAGAAAUGCCAACAAUACGGACACUCAUGUCUUGGAGGACAUGGAAAACGAAGUGAAGAGUUGUCGUCAGGAGUUGUUCAGCACUUCUCGGAAUUGCAACGAAUUAAUGAUCCGCUUUUGGAGAGAAUGGCUAACCUUUUAAGGCUUAUGAUUGGACAGCGAAUGAACACAUAUCAGAGACAGGCGGAAAAUACUCAACAGAAUAUUGAAGAUUUCGAUACCACUAACUAA
Molecule: messenger RNA, 294 nt
Organism: Medioppia subpectinata
Lineage: Eukaryota; Metazoa; Arthropoda; Arachnida; Sarcoptiformes; Oppiidae
Source: the annotation of a GenBank genome assembly